Messenger RNA from Paramisgurnus dabryanus, 2721 nucleotides. It is a transcript of the gene cytip, whose product is annotated as cytohesin 1 interacting protein. The record is from RefSeq and is a predicted model, not a curated record. Gene Ontology annotation, molecular function: protein binding. Lineage: Eukaryota; Metazoa; Chordata; Actinopteri; Cypriniformes; Cobitidae.
UCGGUUUGCUGUGUGCUACGGUGAGCAGCAGCUCAUUAUCAUUUACAGUAAAGAGACAUGCACCGUUGCUGUGAACAGAGCUGUUUUUGAAGGUUAAAGAGCAUUGUUUAACAUGACCAUUGAGAUGUCCAUUAUAACUCCAGUGAGCUGCUUUUUUUACCAUGCCAGCUUUCACAAAGCUUGUGAAAACCACAAAACAGAAGUGAUCACCCAUACAGAGAACUGAAAACCGUGUGGUGCUGUGGAAACAGGUGAGAAAUGUUUAAAUUUAUAGGUCUGAGGCUGCUCGUGCAAGUCUGUUCACAAACGUCUGCAAGCUGAAAGACCAACAGAGGAAACAGCCACUUAAAAAAACUACCAGUCCUGUCCACACACUCACCAGAAGAAAAAAACUGAAAGAAAAGAUGAGAAUAAGAGAGAACCCAUGUAGGUCAACACACUCCCACACAGUCUUCGUUGCUGUCUCUGGUUCCUGGCACUCACGUGAUGUGUGUAUAUCCGCUGUGUAUACUACAAACGGGUCAGACUGAAGUCUGCAGUACUGUGCUGUGGCUCUAUGAAUGAGGCAUCAUGACAUCCAAUAAGAACUUUAAAGCGCCUUUGAAACAGCAGAACAGUCUGGAGAGCUACAUGUUAGACGGCUCUCAGAAGAAGAAAAGUAUUCUGUGGCGACGACGCUCUUUCAACAACUCCGUCAAAAAUUCAAACACUGAAGACACCAAAGGCAGGACAAUAUCACGGGCAUGCAGUCAGCUGAGCAGAACUCGUUCAACAUCGCUAGUGGAUUACACUGAUCCUCAGAGAACGAUGGUUGUAUUGGAGAAACAGGACAACGAAGCCUUUGGAUUUGAAGUUCAGACUUAUGGUCUAAAGGUGAAAAGCAGCAGUAUGGUGGAGAUGUGCACAUUCGUUUGCAGCGUACAGGAUGGCAGUGCAGCAGAAGCUGCAGGUCUGACCGCUGGUGAUAUUAUUUUGUCAGUAAAUGGAGUCACUAUUGAGGGCUCCACCCAUCAGCACAUUAUUGAGUUGAUUCGAGAGUCCACUAAUGAGCUGAAGUUGGAGACCGUCAGCGGUAGUGUUGUGAAGAGAAUUGAAUUAGAGAAAAAAAUGCGUUACCUUAAGCAAACACUUCGUGAGAAAUGGGUGGAACUGCAAUCUCUCACACUUCAGGAAAAGCGACUAACGCGAGGUAAUCUGAACGAGAGCGCUCAACAUCCAUCUGUGGACUCUCUGAUGUCUCUUUUGUCUCCAACGGGCCGCUCUGACCGUGGGCGCUUUUCCAGCGACAGCAGUUGCCGUAGCAUAAUGACAGAUGAUAGUGACGAUGGAGCUUUCAUGCCAUCGGUAUUUGAUGACUCAAGUCCAUUCAGCCCCACAGAGUCAAAUGGAGUCUUUUUUCAGCUGGAUGGGGGUACAGCAUGCCCACUGACCCGAACCCGUAGCAUUAGCCUGACAAGCAGUAACUGUUCACUCUCACCAAGCUGGGAAAACUCAUCUUCAUCUAUGUUUGGCACCAUGCCACGGAGACACAGAAAAGGAAGCGUCCGUAAGCACCUUUUAAAGUUCAUACCUGGACUAAAUCAUUCGGUAGAGGAAGAAGAGAUCAGUUAAAAUGAACACCACCAAUGACUUUUGAUCUGAAUGACUCUGAAAUGACCUCAAGCAGUGGAAGGUUCUUACUGGUUCCUCAAGAUUUUCUUAAAUUCAUGUCAUGCAAGAUCUCAUGGUAAUUCUUGAGCUUCCCGCUUAAGGGGUUAAGGAAAACGAAUGGAGCAGCACAUGAGCAUUAUAAACUGCAGGGUGAAGAUCUCUCUUUGUGAGGGACCAAAUGCAUUAGCCAUUACUUCCCAAGAUUCUGCAAUCUCAUUCAUUUGCAUUAAUGUGUAUGGCAAAAAAAACAAACAGGACUAAGUGAAUGUAGGUUUGACAGCAGUAAGCUGUUGAUCCAAGUAAUUGUGGAUCACUAACUACAAAAUCAUGGACACAUUGUUUGCAAAUAGGCACUCAUGUCAAGAACUCUGAAAAUCAGACAGCUAAACUGUGCAUUAAAACCCUCCUUUAUGCAACAGGCACUAGUACACAUCUCUUUAACUCUCUGUAAAAUAUUUUAUUCUUAUUGAUUUACAUUUAAAUCUUAAGACAAAAACAACUGACCUAAUGUAGCUGUAAUAAUGUGAAAGGUAAAGGAAUAGUUACACACAAAUUGCUAUCAAUGACUUACCCUAAUACAAUGGCCGCAGAUAAAUAUCAUUAGUUCUUGUAUUAUGAUGCUAAAUAAGUUUCAAUUUUUGUUUGCAUCAUCACCAAUUUUGGGUGCCAUUUACCUUCAUUAUUUUAUAUGGACAUACGGGACAUACAGGCAUAUUUUAAUGAAAAUCUUUGUGUUCAGCUGAAGAAAGGAAGUCAGAUUAGUAAACGAUGAGAGAAUUUUCAUUUUUGGGUAAACUAUUCUUUUAAACUUAUGCUGUCAGAUACAGUGUGACUGAGAUCAGACUGCGUGUGUCAGAACUCAAACCACAGAGGUAUAGCAAAGAUCUUCAUAACAGGAUGUGGUCUGAAAGAGGUGCUACCUUACUAACUAUUUUCACUUACUUAAGUGAUCUAUAUAACAAAUAGUUUCACUUGUAACUGAAUGUAAAUAGAUGAAUAGCACACAUACCAACUGCUCUUAAAUGUGAAAAAGUUCAUGGACAGAAUAAAACCAUGUGCAUGGAAAGAUGA